Molecule: messenger RNA, 597 nt
Organism: Anguilla anguilla (European eel)
Lineage: Eukaryota; Metazoa; Chordata; Actinopteri; Anguilliformes; Anguillidae
Gene: tmem258
Product: transmembrane protein 258
Exons: 4
Coding region: 109-348 (79 amino acids)
Biological process (GO): protein N-linked glycosylation
Cellular component (GO): membrane-bounded organelle
Source: RefSeq, a predicted model, not a curated record
UGGAUGAAAACUAUUAUUCCCAUCAGGCAAAGCGAAUCGUCGACCUUUCACGUCAGACUUCUGAACAUACGUGGCUUCUCCUGAAACUGGCAGCGUCUGGAGUGCACAAUGGAUUUGGAGGCUAUGACCAGAUACACGAGUCCGGUGAAUCCGGCCGUGUUUCCACACCUGACCGUCGUCCUGCUGGCCAUCGGAAUGUUUUUCACGGCAUGGUUCUUCGUUUAUGAGGUGACCUCUACAAAGUACACGCGGGACGUCUACAAGGAGCUGCUCAUUUCCCUGGUGGCGUCCCUCUUCAUGGGCUUCGGUGUGCUGUUUCUGCUCCUCUGGGUUGGCAUAUACGUCUGACGGUAACAGAGACAAGGUCAAAGACAAAGGCGAACAUUCCAGUGUGUCAGAAGUCGAACCGCAUCACCAUGGCACCACAGGCCAUCACCAUGGAAAUUGGGAUUGUAAUUGGACUUUGCACUGACAAGAGGGUGGAGAUGGGUGUGACAUGGUUGUGGGCAUUAGUGGGGCUCAAUGGCAUAGGGCUUUGGAUGGAUUCUAUUCAGAAAUAAAGAUUUUUGUUUAAAAAAUUACAAAAAAAAAAAAAAA